This is a messenger RNA of Colletotrichum orchidophilum, 1053 nucleotides long. RefSeq names its product ribonuclease HII. Lineage: Eukaryota; Fungi; Ascomycota; Sordariomycetes; Glomerellales; Glomerellaceae. The record is from RefSeq and is a predicted model, not a curated record. Gene Ontology annotation, molecular function: RNA-DNA hybrid ribonuclease activity; RNA binding. Bases 1 to 1053 code for a protein of 350 amino acids. Gene Ontology annotation, cellular component: ribonuclease H2 complex. Gene Ontology annotation, biological process: DNA replication, removal of RNA primer; mismatch repair. The transcript has a single exon.
AUGGAAGAUUCUCAAACAGCCGAGAACAUUGCCCUUGUGACUCCGGUCCCGGGCGUCUUUGUCCCUCCGUCUAUCAACGAACAAGCCAUCCUCUCAGGCGACUCGUAUACAUACUUCUCCCCAGUUCCCUCGACACUUCUUCCACCAACCUCAUCAACAAAAUUCAGCACAUCUGACAACUCAGACUCACCUGCAGCGUCCGGCACUCCGGUCUGCCUAGGUGUCGAUGAGGCCGGCCGCGGGCCGGUUCUGGGACCCAUGGUGUAUGGUGUCUUUUAUCUACCCAUUCCUCUCUCGGACCCCUUGCUCCGUGAGACCCAUCACUUUGACGACUCCAAGGUGCUCACCCCAGCCGUCCGCUCCCAGCUCAUGACGGCUCUAUGUACGGCAGACUCCGACCUGGCCGAGUCUUGCGGCUUCGCCAUCUCAGCACUCAGCGCCCGUGACAUAUCCUCAGGCAUGAUGCGCCCGGGGGCCAACUACAACCUCAACGCCCAGGCCAUGGACGCCACCGUUGACUUGAUCAAGGGUGUUUUUGCUCAGGGCGUCAACAUCCAGGAGAUCUACGUUGAUACGGUCGGUCAGCCCGCCGCCUACCAGGCUAAACUGCAACGCUUCUUCCCCGCCACGAAGAUUACAGUCGCGAAGAAGGCAGACAGUCUCUACCCCUGCGUCUCGGCAGCUUCUGUGUGCGCAAAGGUCACUCGUGACGCCGCACUUGAGGUUCUUUACAAGGGGCGAGCCCCCGAGGCCGCGGCAGAGGGAGAAGAGGGCAUGGCUUGGGGUUCGGGUUACCCAUCAGAUGGGCGGUGCGUGUCGUGGAUGAGAUCUAAUAUGCACCCGAUCUUUGGAUGGGGGGCUGAAUGCCGAUUCAGCUGGGGCACGGCUAAGGACAUGCUCGAAGCCAAGGGGAACCCUAAGGUGGACUGGCCGGUCGAAGAUGAUGAUGAUACCACGCGAAUGACAGACUACUUCGUGUCGGGUAACAGGGAAGAGGACGGCGAUGAAUUGGGAACUUGGUUUGGGAGGCCGGCUGGCCUGGAGGCGUUUUAG